AUGGCGGACGUGAUGAAGAAGCCGCUGGUCGAGCCGCCGAUGCCGCCGGCUCACAAGAACUCGCUCAACGACUCGAUCGGCAUCGACACCAUACGCACCAUCGAGCUGAACGGCCAUGUCGGCUUCGACGCCAUGCCUCACCAGCUCGUCCGGAAAGCCGUCGACCAGGGCUUUCAAUUCAACUUGAUGUGCGUGGGCGAGACGGGAAUGGGCAAGACCACGCUCAUCGAGUCACUUUUCAACAUGAAGCUCGAGUUUGACGCUUGUGAACACGAAUUGACCACUGUCGAGUUGCGCUCGAAGACUUAUGAAGUCUAUGAAGGUGGGAUUCGCCUGAAGAUGACCAUCAUCGAGACGGCUGGCUUCGGGGAUCAGCUUGACAAGGAGAAAAGUGCCGGCGUGAUUGUGAAGCACAUCAACGAGCAGUUCGAGAAGUACUUAAAAGAAGAAUUGAAGAUUCGUCGCCAAAUGCACCACUACCAAGACACCCGAGUGCAUGCCUGUCUCUACUUCAUAUCGCCGACCGGACAUGGACUAAAAGCGCUGGACCUCGUGACGCUGCGAGAACUCAGCAAGCGCGUCAACGUCAUCCCCGUCAUCGCCAAGAGCGACACCAUCAGCAAGGAUGAAUUGGCCAGAUUCAAGUCGAAGAUUCUUUCCGAACUGACGCAGCACAAAAUCGAGGUCUACCGCUUCCCCACCGACGACGAGACGGUGGCCGCCGUCAACAUGGAGAUGAACAACUGCGUCCCGUUCGCCAUCGUCGGCAGCAUCGACUUUGUGAAGAAGGAGAACGGGAAGCUCGUGCGGGCCAGGCGUUACCCUUGGGGUAUAGUGGAAGUGGAAAACGAGCAGCACUGCGAUUUUGUGAAGCUGCGCGAGGCGCUACUCCGGACGAACGUCGACUCGCUCCGUGAUCGAACUCAUACGGUGCUUUACGAAAACUACAGGCGCGAACGGCUACGCGAGAUGAGCGUCGGCGACGGUGACACGGGACCCAGGAUGGCACAAGCUUGUGUGCAGAAGUCUAAAGAGUUCACCUACGAGAUCCAGCGCAAGGACGCCGAGCUGCGCGAGGAGUUCAGCCGCCGGUUGACGCAACGGGAGGGCGAGCUGCGCCAGGAGGAGGAGACUCUCAACGUCCGCAUGUGCCAAAUCGAGAAGGAGUACGAGGCCCAAAUCAAGGCAAUCGAAGCCGAGAUGAAGCUGCUCAUUGACGAGAAGACGCGCCUCGAGUCCAAGACGCUGAAGCGCGGCAAGAAA
Mesorhabditis spiculigera is the source of this 1263-nucleotide messenger RNA. The record is from the annotation of a GenBank genome assembly. NCBI's taxonomy places the organism in Eukaryota, Metazoa, Nematoda, Chromadorea, Rhabditida, Rhabditidae.